AUGGAGUCGCAAAUGAUGCAGCUCGGCAUGUUCUCGUCGAUGCGCGCCAACAAGACGGAGACACUCAUGUGCAUCCUCCUCCCGAUCGUGCUCAAGCAGCUCUACGACUCGGCCGGGUCCAUUUCGCUCAGCGACCUUGUCGACAACGUGCUCUCAGCGUUGCCGUUUGGUCGCCGGUCGACGCUGCGCGUCAUUAGCGCCAAGCACUACAUGGCGUCCCACGGCCGCAUUUACGAUGAGAGCGACAUGAACUACAUCCUUCAGCGCGCGAUCGCCAACUACUUGACCAAGCACAUGCCCAUGGCGCACAAGCCGUCGGGUCGGUACCAGCUCGUCGAGGCGCUCGACACGGAAGUUGUGUCGCGUCUCGGCGAUGAUGCGCCGAACCCCAACGACCGCGACUACUGGGACACGCGGGAGCUCGAUGUCGACGUGACGAUCUUGACCGUGAACGCGCUACCGCCGAUCGGCGAGUGGAUUGAGAUCGAAGACGGGCUCUGGUUCUACCACGACGUGUACGAGGCCGGCGAGAGCGGCGGCGGCAACGGCAGCCAACGCAGCAUGAAGGAGUCGACGAUCACGUUCAAGCUUCGGGCAUCGGGCGCCGACGCCGGUGGCCGCAUCGACAGCUUUGUCAACACGGCCUUUCAGGCGUACCAAGACGCAAUCGUCGCCAAGAAGCUCCGUGACAAGACCCGCUACAUGUAUGUGGCGUCGGCUGGCGCCCCACCGCCGGUGGCAACGUCGUCCGAGGAUGAUGGCGGCGCCAGCACACCGUCGGCUCCGCUCUUCAAGCGCUACGCAUUGAGCGACCACAAGACGUUCGACAAUCUCUUCUUUGAGACCAAGACCGCGCUUCUCGACCUCCUCGACACGUUUACGACCAAGAGCGGCAAGUACGCGAUCCAAGGGUUUCCCUACAAGCUCGGGUUCCUGCUCCACGGGCCACCGGGCACGGGCAAGACGAGUCUCAUCAAGGCGAUUGCACAGCACACCAAGCGCCACAUCGUCAACAUUUCGCUCGCGAAUGUCAAGACGAACCAAGAGCUCAUGGACUACAUGCUCGAUCUGCGCAUGAACGUACCAGGCGAAGACAUGCCGAUCAAGCUGAGCUACGACAAGGUGGUGUUUGUGAUGGAAGACAUCGACUGCGCAUCCGAAGUCGUCCACACGCGCAAGGACUCGGCGACCGGUGUGCCGUCCGACGACGAAGACCGCGCGAUGCUCGAAGCCGCGGUCGCAGCCAGUCUGGCGAGCGCGGGUGGUAUCAAGUCCAUGACCAAGUUUACGCCCCACGACAAGCUCAACCUCAGCGGCCUCCUCAAUGUACUCGAUGGCGUCGUCGACACGCCGGGUCGCAUCCUCAUCAUGACGUCCAACCACCCCGAGAAGCUCGACCCGGCGCUCAUUCGCCCGGGUCGCAUCGACGAGCAGCUGUACAUGGGUGCGAUGAACGCGACGCAAGCCACGCUCAUGGUGCAGCACUACUUUGCGACGGCAUUGACGACCGACGAGACGGCUACGAUUGAGCGUGUAUUUACCAACGCGACGACCGACAUUUCACCGGCGCAGGUUGAGAACCUCUGCGCCAAGCACCGUCAACUCGACGAUUUCUUGGUGGCGCUCAAAGACCAGCUGUAA
Molecule: messenger RNA, 1641 nt
Organism: Saprolegnia diclina VS20
Lineage: Eukaryota; Oomycota; Saprolegniomycetes; Saprolegniales; Saprolegniaceae
Exons: 1
Coding region: 1-1641 (546 amino acids)
Molecular function (GO): ATP hydrolysis activity; ATP binding
Source: RefSeq, a predicted model, not a curated record